Messenger RNA from Lepisosteus oculatus (spotted gar), 9864 nucleotides. It is a transcript of the gene lrch2, whose product is annotated as leucine-rich repeats and calponin homology (CH) domain containing 2. Lineage: Eukaryota; Metazoa; Chordata; Actinopteri; Semionotiformes; Lepisosteidae. Gene Ontology annotation, molecular function: protein binding. The record is from RefSeq and is a predicted model, not a curated record.
GGCUCCCUGCCUGAAUGUUAUUAUUGUCCGUAUGAUUUCUCAUAUGAAAAUGGCGGCGAGUCAGGGAGGCGGAGGAGCAGUAACAGCUCUGCAAAGCCAUCACUACCCGAAUGGACCUCACUGGAAUCCGGGACUACUGCAUCAUCAGCACCACCUGCACACGGCCAGGAGCUUGGACCGGGCUCUGGAGGAUGCGGUUUGCUCGGGGAUGUUAAAUCUUAGCGGGAGGAAACUGAGAGAUUUUCCCGGUAUGAGCUAUGACCUGACCGAUACAACACAAGCAGAUCUUUCAAAGAACAGGUUCAUGGAAAUCCCACCAGAAGUGUGCCUCUUUGCCCCACUGGAAUCCUUAAAUUUGUACCACAACUGUAUUAAGUGCAUUCCGGAAGCUAUCAUAAACCUCCAGAUGCUAACAUACUUGAACAUAAGUCGGAACCAACUAUCAACGCUGCCAAAAUACCUUUUUGACCUUCCACUAAAAGUGCUAGUAGUAAGUAAUAACAAGCUGGUGUCCAUACCGGAGGAAAUUGGAAAAGCAAAAGAUCUCAUGGAGUUGGAUAUAAGCUGCAAUGAGAUUCAGGUUCUGCCCCCGCAGAUGGGAAAACUCCAGUCCCUGCGAGAGCUCAACAUCCGGAGGAACUGUCUGCAGGUGCUCCCGGCAGAGCUUGCUGAUCUUCCUCUCAUCAGGCUAGACUUUUCCUGCAACAAAAUCACUGAGAUUCCAGUAUGCUAUAGGAAAUUAAGGCAUGUUCAACUUAUCAUACUGGACAACAACCCAAUGCAGUCACCACCAGCACAGAUUUGCUUAAAGGGUAAAGUGCACAUUUUUAAAUACCUGAACAUCCAGGCCUGCAGACAAAUGGACAAAAAACCAGACUCCCUAGACCUUCCUUCAUUAGGAAAACGGAUCCUUCAACAACCCCUUACUGACAGUAUGGAGGAUUUUUAUCCCAGUAAAAGUCAUGGACCUGACUCUGGCAUCGGCAGUGACAAUGGUGACAAGAGAUUAUCGACAACAGAGCCAUCAGAUGAUGACACCAUCAGUCUUCACUCUCAGGUAUCAGAAACACCCCGAGAACUGGUGAAAACUGACAGUCACUCAGCAGGAACAAAGCUCGACUUGAGCAAAGAUCAGGAGCCCUAUGACUACAUUGACCCCAAUACAGAGGAGGACACACCCCUUUCUGAAGCCAGCGAUGUUCACUUCAGUGGUCAAUAUGUAUCCUGCAUAAAGGAACUCGAGAGGGUACUGGGUAAAUCAAAUCAGCUGGAGGAGAAGGAUAGCUGGAAAGAGGAAUCUGGUUCUGAUAAAGAACAGCAGCAUGCCGAAGAGGAGGAUGAGCUGAAGGAGGUUAUUGAUCUGCGGAAAAUAGCUGUUCAGUUACUGCAGCAGGAGCAACAGAACAGGCGGAGGUCCUUAAUUUGUAGAGCAACAUUCAGUGAGAGCCUUAUCCACAGACGGAGACCUACAGGACGAGCACACAGAUUUCUUAGUCAUUCUGGAAGCAGCCCAAACAGCAGACAGAAGUCACCUGCAAGAUCCAUCCGAAGCACAUCGUUGGAAGAGGGAAGCACGUCUGAGUCUCUGCUGGUAGGGCAGGAGCCUGAAUUUGCUGAGGAAGACAGUCCAUUCUCUGAGCCCUCAGGGUCAGAUGAUGGUAACCCAAAGCAGGACCAAACAGAUUCAGUGCAAAAGUGGCCUGAUGCUCACCCACUAGUGUAUCACAGUGAAGACCGAAGGCGAAAUAAAUACUUAAGGAAAGAUUAUAUAAAGUAUAAGUGCCAGAGCUCUUCAAGGAAAAGCUCGAGUGGGAAUGAAAAUGAUCAUGAGGGUGGAAUCCACUCCAGUGACUGUAACACAACUCUUACAGUGUUUGGUCUGAAACCAAGAUCAGCAUUCUCGCGAAGCAGCCGUCAAGACUAUGGUGCUGUGGACCCAGGUUUCACAAUGAGAAGGAAAAUGGAACAUUUGAGGGAAGAGAUGGAACAGAUAAGACAACUUCGGGAUAACCUUGAAUCCAGGUUGAAAGUCCUGUUGCCUGAUGAUGUUGGGGCAGCAUUGAUGGAUGGGGUCGUGCUCUGCCAUCUAGCCAAUCACAUUCGACCUCGUUCUGUGGCCAGUAUUCAUGUCCCUUCUCCUGCAGUGCCUAAAUUAAGCAUGGCAAAGUGCCGACGAAAUGUGGAAAACUUCUUGGAAGCAUGUAAAAAGCUAGGUGUGCCACAGGACAAGCUGUGUUUGCCUCAUCACAUUUUAGAAGAAAGAGGACUGGUGAAAGUGGGCAUUACAGUUCAGGCCCUCCUUGACUUACCUGCCUCAAGACCUACACAGCUUUCUGCAGUAUAAUGUCAUACUCUUGCCUGCUGUUUUUAGUCUUGAACUGCUAUGUUUGUCGCAACAUUUACAGGAUCAGGAAAGCGGUCAUAAUCUGUCUGACUUCAAAAACCGAACCUUGUUCGGUUUGUGUUUUUUUUACGUUAAAGGCUGUGAGCAUGGGUGUAGCCCCUUGACUUUCAGCACUGUGCUGAGUGCGGUAUGUCACGUAGGAUGUCAUACUAUCACAUUUACAAAAGAAAAACAUUUUAAAAAUCUGCUCGAAAUGCCAGGAGCCUGAGUCACAUGUGACAUUUAUUAAAUGUCAUCUCCAUUAUUCUUCUGUCUCUCAAAAAUCUCAAGCAGGAAUCAAUUAAAUACGAGAAAACAAGCUUUCAAAAUGUCACACUGCUUAUAAUAUAACUUUGAACUCUUGUAACCUUGCUCAGAGGUUGAUAUCAAAGCCAUAAUGUAUUGCCAGCCUUCGCACAUAGUAAGUACAUCUGCAGGUCAAAGCCUUUAUAUACUGUAACAUACAGCAUUCUACAGUAGGUAUAUUUCCUUCUUAAGCAUUGGGAUAGUAAAGUUAAAUUACUGUUUUUGCUGUAUACUCGAGCAGUACAGAUUUCAGAUGAAAAAAUAAAUAUCAGGCAAAAGUAUAGAAUGUCACCCUUUAUUUCUCAUUAUUUCUGUGCAUAUUUAAGCAUGCUUUAACAUUUUAGAAUAAUACUACUUUUUGUGUUCCAUCCCCCCAUUUUAGGUGAGAAUAAGUAUUGAAAGAUAUUAAUUUGAAGUAAAUGAAAGUAGUAAGAGACUUCGAGUUUGGUUGCAUAUUCUCUGUACUCAGUAACUGCAUCAAGUCUGCCGGCCAUUGUCAUCACUAAAUUCUUGGUUUGAUCUUUUGAGAUGCUUUGUCAAGCCUUCGUCAAGCUGCCAUUCUCAGUUGCUUUUUGUUUUGGAGGGUUUCUGACUUCGGUCUCCUUUUCAGAAAGGAAAAUGCAUGCUCAAUUGCAUUUAGAUCAAGAGAAAGACUUGACCAGUCUAAGACUUUUUUCCUAUUAAUGAACUGCUUAUUUGUGUUGUCAGUCAUAGUUGGGUCAUAGUUUUGCUGCACGAUGAAGUGCCGGCCACUGAGCCAUUUACAGUACUUCUACAUAGAUAGACAAGAUGCUUCUGUACACUUUUGAAGUCAGUCUGCUGCUACAAUCAUUAGCUAUAUCAUCAAUAAAGAUGAGUGAAUCCGUUCCAGAGGCAGCCGUCAUGACACCACCCCACCUUGUUUCCCAGAUAAAGUGGUAUGCUUUGGAUCAUUUGCAGUUCAUUUCUUUCUCCAGUUUCACCUUGACAUUACAUUGGUAGAAGUCUGUCUAUAAAACUUUGUUCCAGAGCUCGACUGGCUCAUCUCUGUACUUUUUAGUAAAUGUUAAUCCGGCCGUUCUGUUUUUGGUGCUGAUGAGAGGUUUGUGUCUUGUGGUGUCGCCUUUAUGUUUUCUUCUGCUGACAUUUCUUCUGCUGACAUUGAGAUAUCUUCACCCCUGCUUUAUGGAGGUUGUUGUUGAUUUCAGCAAAAGUCGUUUUAGAGUUUUUCUUCACAGCUCUACCUUUUUCUGUCAUCAACAGCAGUUGUAUUCCUUGGCCGACCUGGUCGUUGCCUAUUGCUAAGUACCAGUGGGUUCUUUCUUUUUCAAGAUGUUCCGAAUUGUUGAUUUUGCUAUGCCCAGUUACUGUACAAUAGUUCUACUUGAAUUCUUCUUUUCUUUAAGCAUUUAAAUGGCUUGUUUUUCUUUCAUAUACUGUUUUCUAGUCUUCAGAGACACCAAAGAGAAGAGCAAAGACUUAAUCAAACACUACAUGUUCACAGCUUUUUAUGUGAGCACAAUCACUGCAACACCUGGCAGUCAGUUUUCCUACAGUCAUACUUAUGCUCACCUUAAAGUGGGGGGGUUUAACAUAAAAAGUGUCGUUAUGCUGAAAAUGUACAACUUAUAAGCACAGAAGCACCCAGAAUUAAAAGGUGCCAUUCUGUAUACUUCUGUCUCAUACUCGUCUUUUCACCUCAAAUCCAAGCUUCUUGGGUAUACAGCAAAAGUAGUAAUUUUGACACCUCUGGCCCUGUACUUAUGAAAGAGCAUUGUGUUUGUUCCAGUGUCCUUUCAUUUAACAUUUGUUCUAUUUAUAUGACAAGUGCCUGUGAUUAUGGCAUCUCGUUAGUUCCUUAAUCAUUCCAUUCAAAGAUAUGGAAAAGCUGUGGAAAAAGACCAUUUUUAUAAGAAACAAUUUACAAUAUAGAUGGCUAGGCAUGAUCCAGUUCAAGUCGUUAGUUGUUUUUUUUAAAGGUUGAAAUUUUAGCAGAUUUUCCACAAGCGUUUUAUUCAAUUGUAAACUAUGUGUAUAUAAGUAUAGGCUGAUUUUUUUUUUGUCUUAGGAUGGUAGAAAAUUGUGUACAUAGAUUUUUAAUAUUAUUUGUAAUUUAAUAUUAGUGUGAUUUCUAUUGUGGAAUGGAAACACUGAUGUUACACUUUAAAAGACAAUGAGCUGUAUUCAUAAAACUUUGAUCAUCACAUAGGGUACCACCUGCUUGUUUUUUAGUGAGAAAAAGAUGGAAGGAUGUUACAGGUUAUUUAGGUUACUACAAUAAGAUCAAAUAAUUCUUUGCUCCUUUCUAACAUAAGGGUUAGAAAACGUGAUGUUAAACUUUUAGGAAUACAGCUCAGCAAGGUGUUGUGUCCCAGAUGAUGUGCUUUUAAACUUCCCUGCCAUAUCUCUUUCAAUAUGUAGCAUUCUCAUUUUUUGUAUGCAUACAAUAUUUUAUUUUUAAAAGACUACUAUAAAUUUUAAUAUAAACAUAUUCAACAUGCAGUUGAAAAUUUGUAUUCCAUCUACAUUAAAAAUACCUUUAUCACUUUCUGUUAAUAGCUCUUAAUAUUCUCCACAUUUUAUAUAAUAAUUUACUGAAAUGGCCCAAUUAAUAGCUACUCUGCAUACUGUAUUAAAGAAACAUUUAUUUUACUUCAUGCUGGAUAAAACAACACAACAUUCUCAUGAUUGCCAUGAGAGCGCACAAUGCAGUAGACACCACAAACAGGUCUCACAGGAACAUGGAAAUAAUACACAAAUAAAAAUCUGAAGUAAUGAGAAGUCAAUUUCAUAUCCGAGCCCCAUGGGCUCAACAGACCAGAUCUCAUCCUAGUUUCUGUAGCUUUAAACAGACUAGACAGAAGAAGAUUCCCCCCUCGGUCUGUGCAUCAUACAGAUUACCCCCCCCACAACUGCCUAGCAAUGCUGGUCCCUAUUUAUAAAACUGGGUGGACUGGAGCAAAGGGGUAACAGUAGCAAUGUCUGCAAUAGGCACUCAAACCCACAACCCACCAGUCCUGAGUUACAAUGCCUAUCUUAAUUGACGGAAUAUUUAGAAAUACAUCCAAAACACAAAAGGUGGGGGAAAAUGUUUUAAAAUCUUGAUGUGUAAGAUGGGGGGAAUCUAGGUCCAAGUACAGUAAUCAAGCCUCAUGUUGCUGUAAGUUGAAUAUCACUAAAUUUGCCCAGUUUUCUCCAAUCUGACUGGUUUGUGCAGUAUACAGUAGAAGGACUGUUAUGUUUAAAUGAUGGACUUGAAACAAAACUUGAAACAAACACUUGAGGUGGCACGAGAUCCUCACCUCAUUCUUAAAUGAUGCAUUCCUUUAAUCUGAAAUGCAUGUUUUUUGUUUCAUUUUUGAGAGUUGCACUAAAAUUAAAACAUUUUUUUAAUCCCUUUAUAUUAUGUUUACGUUUAUUUCCCAUUUUAUCAAUAAUCAGUGAAAACCUUAAAGGGAACAACUAAAGAGUUUAAAAUCCUAAUAACAUUUUCUUCGUAAUUUUCCAUCAGAAAUGUGAAAAAUGCUGACAUAUUUGUUUGUUGAGUUCCAUGAAUAAUAGAAAUUGAAGAGAAAGUAAAAAAGCAAAAAAGGGUACUGAAAGAUGUCCAUACAAGUUUCAGGUGGGCCAAAAGUAGCUUUAGCCAGGAAUUAUUUGUCAUAAUUUGAGACAAUGCACAAUAAAUGCACAAUGUGCAGGAAUGAUCGUUCAUGUUAGCUAUUUUAUUAACAAUGUUUCCUACACAGAUUGAUCUCUGAGAUCUGUUGCUGUCAUCUCUGGAAUACCUUCAAGAGAUUCUUGUCAAGCAUUAGGUUCAUAUACAGUUAAUAUAUUCAGCAUUAACUGUAUCAAAAAACAUAAAUUAAACAUAAAUAAUGUUUAGAAUAGAUGUACCCUGGAUUUGACUGUUUUCAAAGCAAAUAUUACAGUAGCUCCACUUAAAAAAUUAAAGGAGUAAAGGAUAGGAACAGCUCUAUGUAUGUAACAUUUGUCUUCAUUUAAUAAAUUAAAACAAUAAUUUAAUCAAGCUUAAUCAACUUUUUUUGUUGUUUUACAAGCAUUCUUUUUCAAACGUAUUUAAAUAACAGCAAGCAAGACAUGAAAGAAUGCUCUAUACAGGAAGUCAGAAAACCUGCACAACACUUUCAGAACCAGCACAAACUAGAGGAUAUGUGGAGGGAGAUAUUUAAAGCAAAAAUGUGUUUGUGACAGUGAUACCGUCUUCAGAAUAACAGAACAAUUACUGUUACUGUUCCAAGUGAGCUUCAUUUUGUAUAUAUCAAUUUUGUGCUGAUUUAGAAUGUGAUUAUUUCCUGUUUGAACUGGAUAUUCAGUCCUCCUGGUUAUACAAUCAGACACCUGACAAGGCAGUUAGUCUGAUACAGUUAGGAAGUCUGAUACAAUCUCACUUGUGCUAUAGGCCUCUGUAUCCAGCAUGGGUCUUCGUUAUAAAGGUAUCAUUUGGAGUACUGUAUAUUUUGGAAGAUUAAAUGAAUGCAGUCUACAUCUCUCGAAAUAUUGGUUCAAAAUGCUGUUGUUGAGUUGUUUAUCAUUGUUCAAUUCCAGAAUUGGGGCAGCUUAAAAAAGAAAAUUGAUUGCAAUUACAAAAGUAAAAUGAAAUACAUUUUGAUGUAUUGCUUUUCCUUCCUUAUGACUUGUGAGAAACAAUCUUCAGAUGUCUGCAAAGAUUUAAUUUUCAAACUCCCUCCUCCCCCUGAUUUUCUUAUCUUCUGCAACUUUUCUUUUUUGCUACUUUAGAUGUAAAUCUUGCUUUUUAGUUGUUUAAUAUUGUUUUCAUUGCAUUCUGUGGUCCAUCCUAUGUGCAGAUUGGAGAAAAUAAUUAAAGCUGACACUUUGCACUACAUAUCAUUAUGGUCAUGUUGGCUCUCUGCCUGUUGAUCUUUUCCUCAGCACAAGUCACUGCAAAAGGUUUAAGGAUGUUUUUCUAAGAAUAAACCAAUUUUAUUUCAAUUCCAGGACCUCAUAUUGUAAUGACAGUGGUGCCUUCUACUUAGUUUAUAAGCCAAAGUCUCUUUUAGCACUACUAAAUCUUAAAUCAUUAUGUUGUGCACAUAUGCCUAAUCAUGACUGUAUAUAAUGACAGCAGUUAUUCUUUUUAAUGGCGACAAGUACAAUGUUACACAAUUAAUUGGGAGAUUUUAAAUAGCACUGUUGUAUUGUGCCAAUUUUGUGAACUGAAAAGGCAAACGUAGUUGGUUACUAAAGAACAUUAUGAAAUACAUUUUUUAUUUGAGUACGCUAGUCAACAAUAAUAGUUUUGAAUAUUUCCGUUCCUUCAUAAAAGAAAUAUGUUCAUUUAAAUAUUAGAUUGCAUACAAAUUAGUUGUUUUAGCAAAGGCUAUAAGCUGUUUUAGUAAUUUCAUUGGCGAAAAAAGGUUUUAUGUAAUUCCUGUUUUUGCAUUGCUUAAGUAAUUCCUCAAGGGCAGUGCCUAAACAUGUUAAACAUAAAAAGGUACUUAAAACAUUCCAAAAACAGAAUUCUACGUUUGUUCGUCGGUGAAAACAAUUGAAAUCAUGCCCCAGAAAUGUUCUUGGAUUAUGUCAAAAACUAGCUUUUUUUUAAAUAUUUCUAUUUAAAUCAUGAAUUUGCGUUAUUUUUUAAAAUGCUGAAAUAAUGUUGUCAUUGCCUUUUUUAAUAUAGAUGUAAUAUUUAUAGUUAAUAACAGUCUCUGGUUUUCAGAACUACAAAUGUGGGAAGACAAGUGUAGCUGUCAAAGUUAAUUCUUCCAUGGAUUAAAGUCAAGUAAUUAACUGUAUAAACAUUUUUGUCCAGUGAUAGAUUUCAGUUAGUUAUUAGGUUGUUAUGGUUACUGUGUAUAGUAUUGAUACCUUUGUGUUCUUCUUUACCUCAACAACAAAUGUUUAUUUUCUACCUGUUCUUUUUUGCCAUACAAUGUAUUGAGCAUUAACUUAAGGGUAAAUGAUGUUCAGUUUGGGGAGCUGUGAGCCACAAAGGAGCAACUACACAUUGAUUCCUUGCUGAAAAGCAAGAAGAAAAAUCAGUGUUUCAGCUGCGGAGCCUUAUUCACAGUAAAUGUUUCUUGCACUCCAUAAUUACAUUAUAUUUGUUACUCAGUUUUUAAUUUAAAAUUUCAUUUUAUUUUAUUAAUCAUUAUCAUUCUCUUUGUAGCCAAAGAGAGAGUUGCUGUCUGGUAGCAGAGAUACAGGAUAUUAUAGAUCUUAAAUCAGUGCACAUCAGAAUGUCAAAGAUUUGAAUACAUUCUGGGGGUGAAAUGCUGACUGUUAAAGUGUCACCUUGAACACAAUCAUGUAACUGAGCAUCAAUGCCUUAUGCUUAUAUAACCGUGUUGCUAUGGCUAUUGGUUCAGCAGUUCUGGAGAAGCUUCAACCAUUUAUAAGCUGCAUUUUAACCACAGAAUGACUUAAAAUAUUUGAAAUUCUGAAACUUCAGAUUAACCACAAUAUCCUGACUGGAUAUUAUAAAUAGCUAGUCAAGAUCAGACGUGAUGAGUGUUUUUGGUCAUUUCAUUUAAAAAAUUAUAAUAUAUUUAAAGUGUGCAGUACUAGUGAAAAGCCAUUAAAUUGUCAUUUAAAAUAAAUAAGAGACAAUUUUCAAUUUCAUUCUACAAUAUUUCAUUGAGCUUAAUUCAGAGUCAUUGCUUGGUUCAUGCAGUGUUUACUCUCAAUUUAGGGCAGCUUUAUGUAAACAUAAUAAGCUUCAAUGGAAGCUCUGCAGAGCAAUUAUCUCAAUUUGUUUCCUAACAUGUUCAUACACAGUACUUUGCCCCUAAAGAAUUGUGUAAAUUUCUAUAUCACUAAGGUUGUGUUGACAGUUAUUCAUAGAAAUGAAUCAAUAGGUAUAUAGGUUUUUUGUAAUAGACAUAUUCCACAUUCCUCUCAUUCUUCUUGACUUAGAGAAACCAUUUUUGUUUUGUAUAAUUAUGCCCAUUUUGUCUACAUUCUCCUGUAAGAUUAUGUAACAUUUUUGUUUCUUUAUACUUCUUUUGUUAUUCCGAGCUUCCAGAUGUCCUUUUACAAAAAAAAGAAAGCCUUCAGAUGUUUGUGUAUAUAGUUGUUUUGUAUUAAAAAAUGCAUGCCAAGAGAAGAUUUGACCAAACCUGAGACAAUGUAUAUAUCCUCUGUAUAAAUUGUAGGAUGUUUCUUAAGCUGUUUCAUGGUUCAGAGAAAUAAAUAAAAGGGUCUUUUCCAGUUAA